Molecule: messenger RNA, 1113 nt
Organism: Penicillium crustosum
Lineage: Eukaryota; Fungi; Ascomycota; Eurotiomycetes; Eurotiales; Aspergillaceae
Product: homoserine dehydrogenase
Exons: 2
Coding region: 1-1113 (370 amino acids)
Biological process (GO): aspartate family amino acid biosynthetic process; L-homoserine biosynthetic process
Molecular function (GO): homoserine dehydrogenase activity; NADP binding; aspartate kinase activity
Source: RefSeq, a predicted model, not a curated record
AUGUCCGCUAGCCCUAUCUACCUUGGUGUCAUUGGAGUCGGAGGCGUUGGCACUGCCUUCCUCCAACAGCUUGCUCGUCUCCCCAAUGCGCCUCAGCUUGUCGUCCUUGCCCGUUCCUCCCAGACCCUCCUUGCUCCCACUCCUGCCUAUUCGCCCGCCAUCCCCGCCGCUGACUGGGCCACAGCUUCUGCUGCACCUUCUCUGACCAAGAGCGGCGCCCUCCAGGCCGAGGAGAUUGCCACAUACCUUGCCGCAGCCCCCGGCCGGGCCAUUCUGGUCGAUAACACUUCCGAUAUUAGCCUCGCCCGGCAAUACCCCACAUUCCUCAAGAAGGGCAUCUCAGUGGUGACCCCCAACAAGAAGGGUUUCUCCGAUGACCUGUCCCUGUGGAAGGAUAUCUUUGCCUCUGCAGCUGAGGGCAAGGCGCUCGUGUACCACGAGAGCACCGUCGGCGCCGGCCUUCCCGUGUUGUCCACCUUGAAGGACCUGGUGGCCACCGGUGACGAGGUCACCCGCAUUGAGGGUGUCUUCUCUGGCACUCUGUCCUUCCUCUUCAACACCUUCGCCCCUGCAUCAGGAUCUUCCGAUGCUCAGUGGAGCGCCGUCGUCGCCCAGGCUAAGGAGCUGGGCUACACCGAGCCGGAUCCUCGUGAUGACCUGAACGGCAUGGACGUUGCCCGCAAGCUGACUAUCCUGGCCCGUAUUGCUGGUCUGGAGGUUUCCCGCCCCGACUCUUUCCCCAUUGAGUCACUGAUCCCCGCUGAGCUCGAAUCUCUGCCUUCAUCCGCGGACGGCAUUACCCAGUUCAUGACCCGCCUCCCUGAGUUCGAUGCCCAGAUGGCCAACAUCAAGGAGACUGCCGAGAAGCAGGGCAAGGUUGUGCGCUACGUUGGUAGCAUUGAUGUCGCUGCCAAGGCUGUCAAGGUCGGUCUGCAGUACUUCGAUAAGGACAGCGCUAUCGCUGGUCUGAAGGGCAGUGACAACAUUAUCAGCUUCUACACCAAGCGCUACGGUGCCAACCCCCUGAUUGUUCAGGGUGCCGGUGCCGGUGGUGAUGUUACUGCCAUGGGUGUUUCGGCCGAUCUUAUCAAGGUUGUCGAGCGCCUGCGCUAA